Messenger RNA from Guyanagaster necrorhizus, 3316 nucleotides. RefSeq names its product inositol polyphosphate phosphatase. NCBI's taxonomy places the organism in Eukaryota, Fungi, Basidiomycota, Agaricomycetes, Agaricales, Physalacriaceae. Gene Ontology annotation, cellular component: cytoplasm; membrane. The transcript has 22 exons. Gene Ontology annotation, biological process: phosphatidylinositol dephosphorylation. Bases 36 to 3104 code for a protein of 1022 amino acids. The record is from RefSeq and is a predicted model, not a curated record. Gene Ontology annotation, molecular function: phosphatidylinositol-3,5-bisphosphate 5-phosphatase activity; phosphatidylinositol-4,5-bisphosphate 5-phosphatase activity.
CACAACUCAGUCACUGCGUCGACGUUCUUGAUGCCAUGUAUCUCUACCUCGCAAGCAACCCCAGGGCGUUGUAUCUUGCUACGAGCUCACAAGAUGAACAACUAGGUCGUCCCAAGCGCAUUCUUGUCUUUCGUGCCGGCGAGAAUUACAACCAGACAGUGGUAGAAUUCCUUUCCAAGGACGAAGUAGAUCUGUCUAGUGCGGUCAGGUUGACGAAUAGGGUUGUGAAGGGAUGUCUUGGUCUCAUUUCGAUAGAUAAUGACAUCUUCCUCGUUCUUGUGACCAGUGCCUCGGAAGUGGGGAAUACACGUCCAUCUGCACCUUCGUCGGAAGCCGUCGCCCGAAUACAUGAAGUCGGCUUUUAUAGCUUGACAUCCUCGGCCUGGGAUGAUCUCUCUCUCAGUAGAGAUCUGCCUAGUCCUGAUAUUAGUGACUACUCAUCGCGCGACAAUUAUGCUCAGGCCAUGCCCUCUUCUCAAGUCUUCGAGCAUCCUUGUAUGCCAUUGACGAAGAUAUUAUCCUCAGGUUCCUUCUACUAUACCAUAAACUCUCAGUGGGAUCUCUCCUCGCGACUUUCUCAGCGACUUGCUCGAGAUCCAACCCUUUCCCGGGACCCAGGUAGCUUUGAUGAACGAUUUGUAUGGAACGAAUAUGUUGCGAGGAGUUUGCUGGAAUUUAGGGAGCGGUUGGACCCCCAAGAACGCGAAGACUUGGAUCGUUGCCAUUUCAUUAUUCUAGCGAUCCAAGGAUACGUAGGUAUCUCAUCCAUGGCUCUCCCGAUGCCCCCAACCGAUGGCAAACCGACCAUUGCAACUCUAUCGUUGAUAUCCCGACUCGGUUCCAAACGAGCAGGCACCCGUUUUAACACGCGUGGAGUCGAUGAUGACGGCAAUUGUGCGAAUUUUGUCGAGACUGAAAUCCUGUUUACUACUGAUCAGCACACUGUUAGUUAUGUACAAGUUCGCGGAAGCGUUCCAUUAUUUUGGGAACAGCAAGGUCUUCAAACGUUUGGUCAACGAAUUCAGAUUACUCGUCCACAUGCCUCGCAACCAGCCUUUGAAAGGCAUUUUUCUCAUCUGACGGAGGAGUAUGGCGGCGUCCAUGUUAUCAAUUUACUAGGAACAAAGGAAAAUGAAGCAAUUCUGACUAGUGCAUACGGUCGCCAUUUGCGUAUAGCUCGUGGAGUGUUUGGUGAAUCUCUAGGCAUAACGCAUUUUGAUUUCCACAACGCGGUCAGGAUUGGCGGACACGACAGCGUCGUCAGAGAAUUAAGACGAACGGAACCUAUCACCGAUCAUGUUGAUCAAUAUGGAUUUACUAUGUGUGACACGAACACCGACGAAGUAGUGACGCAGCAAAAGGGUGUAUUCAGAAGUAACUGUCUGGACUGCCUUGACCGGACUAAUUUUGUCCAAGAUAUCCUGUCUCGAUUGACUUUAGAGCAGUACAUAUUGCUGGUCCGAAGAGAGUGGAUCCACUCUCAUCCCCUCUGGUCCGUCCAUCGAGAACUCUGGGCAGAAAAUGGUGACGCUUUAUCGAGAAUCUACGCUGGUACUGGUGCCUUGAAUACAAGUUUCACCCGUAGCGGAAAGCGCACAUUGGCAGGUGUACUUUCUGACGCAACUAAGAGCGUUUCGCGUGCAUACAUCAAUAAUUUCCAGGAUAAGGCCAAACAGACCGCUAUUGACAUGUUCUUGGGGAACAUGAAUUCCCAGAAGAUGGUGACUAUAUUUGAUCCUGUUCAUGAUUCGGUGCGGCAAGCAUUAGAACAACGUCUAGGAGAAUACUCCACGACGAAGAAAUGCACUAUCUUCACUGGUACCUGGAACUUGAAUGGCCGCCCGCCUUCUGAGUCUCUAAUACCGUGGCUGUUUCCUCGUGAGAGUGCCGGGGAACCCGACAUGUUUAUUCUAGGAUUUCAGGAAAUAGUCCCUUUAACUGCACAGCAAAUCGUACAGACAGAUCCAGAGAAACGGCGGAUAUGGGAGGCUCGAAUACUGGAUACUCUAGAGCGUCGUCCUCACAAGAAGUCCUCUUACGUUCUUUUGAGGAGUGAACAGCUGGUCGGUACGGCUUUGUUCGUUCUUGUGAAGGCUGAAUUGGCGCCAGUGAUUCGGAAUGUUGAAGCUACGUCACGGAAGACCGGUUUGAGAGGGAUGUCGGGCAAUAAAGGUGCUGUAGGGAUACGCCUACAAUACCAUGAUACCAAUUUCUGUUUCCUUACGGCCCAUCUUGCCGCUGGUCAUUCUAACGUUGAUGAACGGAAUGCCGACUACAGAACCAUUGUCAACGACUUACAUUUCCUGAAAGGAAAGACCAUAUCAAGCCAUGAGAAUAUUAUAUGGCUUGCAGAUACAAACUACCGAAUAGAUUUGGAUAAUGAAAUCGUUCGGACUUUAGCACAGUCUGAUGACUUUGAUAGCCUGGUGUCAGCCGAUCAACUCAAACAAGUCAUGGAUGCGGGACUAGCAUUCACUGGAUACGAGGAGGGUCCACUAUUGUUCAGACCGACGUACCGGUACGACGUUGGUACUGAUAACUAUGAUACCAGUGAAAAAGCCCGUGUACCCGCUUGGACCGACCGUAUUCUUUACCGUGGAAAUCAACUCGAUCUCUCUGUUUACUCCCGAGCAGAUUUGAGAGGAUCGGAUCAUAGACCUGUUUUUGCAAUCUUCAGAGCAAAUAUUCGCAUAAUAGAUACAGCCAAACGCACAGCCCUGCAAAAGGUCCUUCUGGAUAGCGUUAUUUCCACGGCGCCGGGUGAAAAGUUGGACGAGAAGCUGGCUUCGCUCGUUGUGUCAUUGGAUCAUCAAGAUCUUCCCUUACCUAGUACCGAUGAGAAGGCAUGGUGGGAUACUCCGGACCUUCCCCAGGGUAUGGUGCCAAUUUCCGAGUUCAAUGACACUCCUAGUCGGCAUAGUGCCAGAAGAAAUCCAUUCGAUGAGGAGUCGCCUUCGUCUUCUUCCCCCUCAUCAUCCGAUGAAGAGCUGUUCACGCACGCACUCACUCUCCAAACUCCCUUGGAACCUGCGCCCGCACCGAGAAAGCCACCGCCACCUCCCCCACCAUUGCGCAUAAAGAGAUCAAAUGGGUCCGUCUCAUAAUCACAUCCUUGCCUCUCAAUCAUCAUGAACAGUUCCGGACAUACUGAACAAACCCAACUAAUUACAGUAUUAAAAUAUACCAUACAAAAAUUCAUAAUUUUAGAUCAGGCCUUGUUUCUUGAGGUCCUCGUACGUCUUUCUGUUAUAGACAUUGCCUUCCUCGUCCUCCAGCUCUUCCAUCGUUUCCUGCUCAAAAAUUUCAUGGCGUCCCU